Molecule: messenger RNA, 345 nt
Organism: Balearica regulorum gibbericeps (East African grey crowned-crane)
Lineage: Eukaryota; Metazoa; Chordata; Aves; Gruiformes; Gruidae
Source: RefSeq, a predicted model, not a curated record
UGAACUGGAGCGUCUGAGCAACCUAGUUGGUAAACCGUCUGAGAACCAUCCCCUGCACAAUAGCGGGCUGUUGAGCCUAGAUCCUGUUCAGGACAAAACACCUCUUUACAGCCAACUUCUUCAAGCCUACAAAUGGUCAAAUAAGCUCCCAAAGGAGUUGGAGGAGGAGAGGCCGAAGGGCAAAGCAAGAUUGCCAGUGCAGGGCCGUGGGCAGUUGCAGUACCAUGCUGGGCUAGCAUCUGGCCUUUUGAAUCAGCAGUCUUUGAAACGUUCAGCCAACCAGAUGGGAGUAUCUGCAAAACGCAGACCAAAAGCCCAGCCAACAACUCUAGUCUUACCUCCUCA